CCCCCGGGGCGGAGAGAGACUUUGUUGCCGUGUUUUGGCCCAGAUUUCUCGUGCUAAAAGCAAAACAGGACCAGAGUAGCUGUUGUUUUCCAUUUAAUUUGUUGUGUGAAUGAUUUUUUGACCGAUUUCAUGAGAAGAUUGAGGUCGUCGGACAGAUUACAUGGGAAUGAAAACUCCAUGUUUAGGUGCCCACUCAGGCUCCUUGAACAAAACUUUAGUCACCCGCACUUGUAACUUAGGCGCCUCAGGCGAUCGGGCGCCAGUGAUGUUUGUUUUCAUCAAACAAUGGCAACUAUGAAGAGGGUUAAUGUAUGUCUCCAAUGUACUUAACAGGUCAAGAGACUACUUCCUCAACACUUUCAUUUAUGUUAGCAGAGGCUGGAAAACAUCCUGAGGUUGAGAACAGGUUAGUCCAAGAGGCUGAAGAUAUCCUUGGUUCUCACCAGUAUGUGUCAUAUGAGGACCUCAGCAAUCUAAACUACAUGGGUCUUGCGAUGAAAGAAACACUUCGAUUACAUCCCAGUGUUCCGGCAUUCACUCGAGUUAUGGAAAAGGACGGUGAGUUGGGAGGGCACCGCAUCCCUGCUGGUACACUGAUAAAUGUUGGUGUAUAUGCCUUACAUCACAGCCCCAAAUACUGGAAGAAUCCUGAGAACUUUGAUCCUGAACGAUUUUUGUCUCAGAAAGAUGACAAUGACACUGGCUGUGCAACACACCAUGCUUAUAUUCCAUUCUCUCUUGGUCCUCGUCAUUGUAUUGGUCAGAUGUUUGCCGAGUUUGAAGUGAAGGUUCUCAUGUCACGCUUUUUGAAGUCAUUCAAAUUUCAGCUGGUGCAUGGCCAGGAUUAUGGAUAUGAAGAUCCCAAGGCCACUCUAGCACCAAAAGACAGAAUCCGCUGUACCCUGACUUUGCGAUGAUCAUUUACAGGUGUAUGUGAGAAUGUAGACAGAUAAAUAAAUAUUUACUUCCCUGUAUAAUUUAUGCCUAUAGGAUAUGUCAAGAUUUAGGAAUGGACCACUAUUUUUUGAUGGGGGUUUUGGCAGUUACCAAAAAAUAACCUGCACAAGAUAAAGAUAAGGAAAGAAUAGUGCAGAGCAAACCAUGCACAAGACAAAUGGAGCAAAUGUAACAAAAAAAAUGUUUGCAUGAUCUGAAACUGAGAAAGAAAAUUCUUGCUCAGAAAAAUUGUCCAAACCUUCCCCCCUAAAAAUCUAAUGUCCAUCAUUUAGGGGCUACCUUCAAGCUAGCAAUAGAGAUUUUAUUUAACGGAAACAUUUUGAAGAUUGUAACUGCAUCUUUGUAUAGAAAAUAUGAGCAAAGUUCUCCGUUAGCUAGGUUUAUUUUAAUGUUCAAGGUAUCUGUAUCUGUAUUAUAGGCGUGACAAAAAUAUGUGAUUCUAGGAUGAAGUCAAGUAUUUAAAAAAGCAAGUCAGCAAUUAUUAUAGACCAAGGUAGGUCUUUUUGAGGCCAAGUGAACCAUCUUUAAAAAGAUGCUACGUCACAGUUUGCACAUCUUGAAAAGUUUAGUCCAAAGUUUUCAAAUGUCCCUUUUGUAAUCUGUGUCA
This is a messenger RNA of Orbicella faveolata, 1564 nucleotides long. Its product is annotated as cholesterol 24-hydroxylase-like. Gene Ontology annotation, molecular function: cholesterol 24-hydroxylase activity; heme binding; iron ion binding. Lineage: Eukaryota; Metazoa; Cnidaria; Anthozoa; Scleractinia; Merulinidae. Gene Ontology annotation, biological process: cholesterol catabolic process. The record is from RefSeq and is a predicted model, not a curated record.